Messenger RNA from Rotaria socialis, 1260 nucleotides. The record is from the annotation of a GenBank genome assembly. NCBI's taxonomy places the organism in Eukaryota, Metazoa, Rotifera, Eurotatoria, Philodinida, Philodinidae.
AUGCAAUCAGAUCGUAGAGUACCAACCAUAAACACAACAGACAUGCGGCAACAACAUCGAAAACGUUCAUAUUCUAAUGGAAACUUUCGUAAACGCGAUCGACAUGACCUUAUUUGCGUAGUGUGUCAUGCACCCGCUAUGGGUUACAACUUCGAUCAAAUAACAUGUGAAAGUUGUAAAGCAUUUUUUCGACGAAAUGCACUGAAUAAUUCGAAUAGACUAAAAUGCCGGGCUGGUAUAAAUGAUUGUGUUAUAACGUUAGAAACACGAAAAAGAUGCAAAUAUUGUCGUCUAAAAAAAUGCUUUAAUAAAGGGUUGCGCAAAGAAUGGAUCAUGUCCGAAGAAGAAAAGCGUACAAAAAAACAAAAAAUAGAAGAUAAUCGUCGUUUACGUGCUAUAUCACAAAGUUUAUCGAUGCUAUCGAAAUCAUCAUAUUCACCAUUAAUUGUACCCGAUGAUAAACAUUCCCAAUUUUCUUUCGAAAAUUGUGACGACACAUUCGAUGAAGAUUCAAAUGAAUAUAAAUAUUUUUUACAAGAUAAUGACCGCUCUUUAUUGACUACAAUUGAAGAACAUUAUACUCAAGCUGUUCGAUUAAACAUUUCGGUUAUAAAAGGUUAUGAUAAUCCAUGUUUAAGAAAUCUGAAUGAUUUUGUUGAUGUACUCAAUGAGCCAGCUCAUAUAAGUGCUUUACGAAUGAUAACACUUUUAAAACUGACACAAGAAUUUAAUUCAUUACAUGAAGAUGAUAGACUUGUACUUGUGAAGCAUAACUUAAUGGCGAUAUUAGUUAUACAUUUUUGUAUAUGUACCGACAUCAAUAGUGGAAUUUUUCAUGAACCAAAUACUCCAAAUGAUUUCUGUUAUCAUGCCAGUGAAUUACGUAAUUAUUCCGAUGCUAUUUAUAUUAGAACAAUAGAUUUAACUGAUGAACUACAAAAACUAUGUUGCAAUGACCAUUUAAUAAUGAAAUUAUUGAUAUUAAUUAUAAUUUUCUCUAAAGGGGCUGAUUACACUGAACCAGCAUUAAUCGAAUCGCAAAGAGUAUUUCAUGCUCAAAACGUUUACAUUCGCCUUUUGUGGAACUAUUUAAACGUUCGUUUUGGUGAUGAUCAAACGGCAAGCCUUUUUUCUCGUCUUAUAUUCUGUUGUAUGAAAUGUCAUUCAAUUGCAAGAGAAACAAAAGAAACUAUUACUAAAAAAGACGCUCCGAAUAAAAAGUUUGCUCCGUUAAUGCAAUCUAUAUUACAAAUAUCCUAG